AUGAUCAUGAUUUUCAUAAAAAUUCAUUAUCAGCUUUGGAGCAUCAAAGCAAUGGUAACUCUAGGAUUAUCUCUUUUAAGCUUUUACAGCAGAAUACAACCUUUAGGAAGAACUUCAAAUAAUAAUGAAACUAAAGUUAAAGAAGUUGCAGAAUCUAAAUUGUUAGCUCUUUAUGAUAAUUACAAAGAUUUAGAUUCGCCUGAUUAUAUUUUAGCUGAAGGAAUGGAGAAAUUAUUAUCGGAUCUUAAUUUGUCACCUGAUGAAUUUAAAGUUUUAGUUUUAGCUUGGCGUUUAAAUGCUGAAACAAUGUGUCAGUUUUCAAAAGAUGAAUUUAUAACAGGUUUAAAAAAUAUGAGAACUGAUUCAAUAAAAAGUAUAUCACAUAAACUCCCAGAGCUUUGCAAAGAAGUUUUAAAUGAUCCUGAAUUGUUUAAGGAUUUGUAUAGAUUUACAUUUCGAUUUGGACUUGAUAAAAUGACCGGUCAAAGGAUUUUACCAUCGGAUAUGGCAAUAUGUCUUUGGAAAAUAGUAUUUUCUCUUAAGGAGCCGCCAAUAUUAGAAAAAUGGCUAAAGUUUUUAGAAAGUCAUCCGAAUAUUAGAGGUAUUCCUUGUGACACAUGGAACAUGUUCUUAAAUUUAAUAGACACUAUAGGAAGUGAUUUAAGCAGUUAUGAUGAUGCUGAAGCAUGGCCUAGUAUUUUUGAUGAUUUUGUCGAAUAUGAAAAUGAUCAAAUGAAUCAAAAUAUAACAAAAGAAAAAGAAGGUAUCAUUCAAGACUGUCUUUAG
This is a messenger RNA of Pediculus humanus corporis (human body louse), 786 nucleotides long. RefSeq lists its product as uncharacterized. The record is from RefSeq and is a predicted model, not a curated record. The transcript has 2 exons. Gene Ontology annotation, molecular function: cullin family protein binding; ubiquitin-like protein binding; ubiquitin conjugating enzyme binding. The coding region runs from base 1 to 786 and encodes 261 amino acids. Gene Ontology annotation, biological process: protein neddylation; positive regulation of ubiquitin-protein transferase activity. NCBI's taxonomy places the organism in Eukaryota, Metazoa, Arthropoda, Insecta, Psocodea, Pediculidae. Gene Ontology annotation, cellular component: ubiquitin ligase complex.